AUGCCACGUCGGCGCAAUCCGGAUGCCCCCGUCGCGCCCAAAGCGCCGCGCGUCCGAAAGAAGAAAGUUGAAGCAGACGUGGUUAAGCAGGACUCGACUGUAUACGAACCUCUAAUGCAGUCGAAUGGCAUCAUGGUCGACGAUGCCGGAAUGUAUACGCAAGACUUCAGCUUUGCAUUUGGUGCACAACCGACUUUUACGGGACCCGAACAAGCGAAUAGCCCGUACAUGCUGCCUCCACAAAGUAACACGCCACAACCUCCUAUGAUGUAG
Cylicostephanus goldi is the source of this 273-nucleotide messenger RNA. The record is from the annotation of a GenBank genome assembly. NCBI's taxonomy places the organism in Eukaryota, Metazoa, Nematoda, Chromadorea, Rhabditida, Strongylidae.